AUGGCACUCAGCUCCAUUGAAUCACCUCCCCCACACAAGCCAGAACCAACACCCAGAGGCCUCUCUCAGGGCCCCCUCCUCCUGGAUAACCCAAUUCAGCUGCCCCCCAUUUUCCUUGACAAAGAAACAGGGGAGUCCUCAACCUGGGAUGUUCUUGCGCAAGAGGGAAACUUAGUGUCCCCGGGUUUGGAGCCCCACACACAGGCACACCCACAUCAUACAGAGGUGACUCCGGAGCCCCUCCUAGUCCCCCCGAGUGAGCUGGGCAGCAACCCCAGCAGCGACAGCUCCGUGCGGGGCAUGCAACGCUCCCAACCAGAGGAACACAGCGACUCCAGCCUGCUGAGCAGCGGCUACGCGGGCGACGAGGAAAACAGCGAGCUCAACUCCGUUCCUGGCCGUCGCGUCGUGCGCUUCACUAGAAGGCUCCACGCCCAGGUGGGCAACUCGGAGAGCAGCGAGCUGUGCUGCACCACCUCUCCCCAGGAGCUGAAGAAGAGGCGGAGGCUCACCAGCCCAGCCCCCCGCACCCAGCAGACUGGAGGGGAAAAGUGACAGCAGGCUGCCGAGCAGCAGCGCCAGCAGCCUGAGCAGUAUCAGCUUCAUCAGUCCGGGAAGCAGCAUCCUCACCUACCGGGUGAGCAGUGGGCUGCUCAGCUCCACGGGUGGGCAGCCCUCCAGCCACACCAGCAGCCUGCAGAGCCUCGGGGUGGACAGCAGCGUGCCCAGUGUCCCCAACAGCGACACCAAACUCCAGGAGAACAAGGGGGAGGUGGGCAACAUGAAGAGCACCAGCCAAGGCACCCUGGGCAAACAGCCAUCCCAGGAGCAGGUGCCUCUGUAAGAAAGUUCCCUGC
Messenger RNA from Ochotona princeps (American pika), 857 nucleotides. It is a transcript of the gene C24H16orf82, whose product is annotated as chromosome 24 C16orf82 homolog. Bases 1 to 555 code for a protein of 184 amino acids. The record is from RefSeq and is a predicted model, not a curated record. The transcript is spliced from 2 exons. NCBI's taxonomy places the organism in Eukaryota, Metazoa, Chordata, Mammalia, Lagomorpha, Ochotonidae.